AAUACCCUAGUAUGAAAUCAAUACCUGUUGCUGCCUGUACAGGCUGGAUUUGAUUUUGAUAUUGUGUCAAUAACAAGAACUCCAGCCUCAGACAAGGUCAAUAGCCAACUUUUUAUUCUCCCGCCUUUUGCCGUCUUGCUUUGAAGAAACUUAAAUUCCUAUAUGCACAUGAACACAAGAGUUGGCAGCUGUGGUGUUGUAAUACCUACAGCUUGUCUUCAACUGUUUUAAAUUACCCCCGCUUUCCACAUCUCCCGAAUCGUCACAGAAAUGACCCCACAAAACUAUAUUUGCCAGCACUAAACAUGGUCGCCGCUAGCUUUACGGAGCGGACUGCGCAUGCGCCGAUUUCUCAGAGAAUGAAUACCAAGGAAGUGUUUUCAGUUUUGGCGCUGGAUUUUGCUUGUGGAAUCUAAAUAUGGAAGAAGCCAGCAGUGCUCAAGGAAACAAAGCUGGGGGCCUGAGCCCAAUGAAAUGCAGCCCAGGAAAAAGCAGUAGUCCUCUACUUAGAAAGAGAUCCACCCCAUCACCUAGCAUUAAGCUGACAAGUACUGUUCCUUCAAAGAAACUCAGAACCAGUCCAUGUGACUUGUCUCUAAAUGAACCUCUCUCAAGCCCGCCUCCCCGAAGGAAGUCGCUAAGAAGAUCUGUCGCAAAGACGCCCAAAUCAUUGCCGCCCGUGCAUCGAAUCAACACAGAGCUCUGUGAAGCCAUCAGCUUGGAGUUACCUGAAAGUGAGAGAUUUUCGGAACUUCUUCAAUCCUGUCUUCAGUUCUCUUUGCAGAAACUUGAAGACUCCUUAAAACAUAGUGAUGGGUUUGACUCCAAGUCCUUCAAUGCAAAAGUGUCUUCCGUGGCACAAAAGCUAAAGCGUUUCACUGAACGACUAACCCAUGAUGGAACAUUAAAGAAGUGCACAGAAGAAGAAGACAGUCUAACGGCAGAUCCAGAAAGGGAGGCGUUAAAGGCACAGAUUGGGGAGUGUACCUUGAAAUUUUCCAGUGAGAGCCAAAUCUGGGAGCAACUGCUUGAAGAUUACAAGAAGAAAGCAGAAGACUUGUCCAGGCAUUUGGAAGAAAGCAAAUUAACGGAAACUCCAUGUGCCAGCAUCCCACACGUGCCAACGUCGCAGGAUAGCGUGCUGAACAGCAAACCAGAUUAUAACAAGAUUCUGGCCCAGCAGGGGGCAGUGUUUGACUGUAUGGAGCUUGUGUUGGAUGAACUCCAGGAAUCAGUCCAUUUGCUCAAUUCUUUCUUGGAAGAAACCUCACAGCACCUACAGCGGAUGUCCUCGCAACUCAGAUCCAAGUCCUUCAAGCCUAUAGAAGACUCGCCCAUCCGAAAACUUCUGAAGGUUUCUCAGAAAUAGCGUUUCCAGCCAGAGCCGUAUCCAUUGCAGGCAGAGCAAAGACAAGUUGGAAUACAUUUUAAUAGAGCAAGAAAUCAGUGUUUCAAGGAGAUUUCAUGCCGUCGGCAAAAUGGAAGGAGUGCAACUAUCACCUCCUAUCCAUCUUGGAAGUGCUCCGGUACCUGUCCCCCCCCCCUUGCAUAGAGUAAGGAGAUAAGACAACUGCCAAAGCUUUGUUACCUUCAGGUGAUUGUUCAUACAUUUUAUAAGACUUUUCUUCUAUUGGUUAUCUGCAACUUUUGCUGUUGCCAAGAAAGCCCACAGCUCUGCUACAAAUGCUUGUCCUACUCUAUUGGUUUCAUUAAAGGGCCACUUUACACAUUUCCCUGCUCACACUAUUAUAUGGAAUCUCUCCUCAAUCCUUGGACAUUGUUUCUGCUGCGGAUGUGUCUCUACAGUUACAUUAUUGGCUGAUUAAAACCAGACACCCUCAUCA
Messenger RNA from Xenopus laevis (African clawed frog), 1844 nucleotides. RefSeq names its product DSN1 homolog, MIS12 kinetochore complex component L homeolog (gene dsn1.L). The coding region runs from base 419 to 1369 and encodes 316 amino acids. Gene Ontology annotation, cellular component: MIS12/MIND type complex. Lineage: Eukaryota; Metazoa; Chordata; Amphibia; Anura; Pipidae. The record is from RefSeq and is a predicted model, not a curated record. The transcript is spliced from 10 exons. Gene Ontology annotation, biological process: cell division; chromosome segregation.